Molecule: messenger RNA, 2313 nt
Organism: Solanum dulcamara
Lineage: Eukaryota; Viridiplantae; Streptophyta; Magnoliopsida; Solanales; Solanaceae
Product: flowering locus K homology domain-like
Exons: 10
Coding region: 82-1389 (435 amino acids)
Biological process (GO): regulation of gene expression
Cellular component (GO): nucleus; cytoplasm
Molecular function (GO): mRNA binding
Source: RefSeq, a predicted model, not a curated record
UAUGUAAACUUUGUGAUAUGUUUUUCUUUCACCUCCCUCCAUCUUUCUUCACUCUUCCCCUUCCCGUCCUAUUAUCCUCCAAUGGCUCAUUCUCAGCAAAUUGAACCCUCCAUAAACCCUAACCCUAAUCCUUCUCCUCCGGGAGCUCCAUCCGCCGUGAAUUCUAGACCGUCCGAUGAAGACACCAAUCGUUCCGCCACCGCCAAACGUCCACGGGAGGAAUACGCCGCCGCCACCACGGACGAGUCUGGUUUGUCGGGGGAUGAUGUGCCUCCAUUGAAGAAGCGGGUAAAGGUUUCCCAAGAUGUAGUGUACCGUAUAGUUGUACCGUCAAGACAGAUCGGGAAAGUUAUUGGUAAAGCAGGGCAUCGUAUACAGAAGAUUCGUGAAGAAACUAAAGCUACCAUCAAAGUUGCUGAUGCUAUCGCCCGUCAUGAAGAGCGAGUAAUUAUCAUUAGCUCCAAAGACAAUGAUGAUAUGUUUAGUGAUGCGGAGAAUGCCCUUCAUCAAAUUGUGUCACUUAUUUUGAAGGAUGAUGAUGGCAACCUUGACGCACAGAAAGUUGGUGCUGGACAUGUGGCAGCAAACACAGUAAGGUUCUUGAUUGCUGGUUCUCAAGCAGGUGGUUUGAUAGGAAUGUCUGGUCAAAAUAUUGAAACUUUGAGGAAUUCUUCUGGAGCUACUAUCACAGUUCUUGCUCAACAUCAGUUGCCUUUGUGUGCAUCUGCUCAUGAGUCAGAUCGUGUAGUACAGCUUGCAGGAGACAUCCCUGCGGUCUUGAGAGCUGUGGUAGAAAUUGGCUGUCAAUUGAGGGAUAACCCUCCUAAACAAGUAAUUUCGAUCAGCCCGACAUACAAUCUUGGUUAUUCUCGCCCACCUCAUCCACAUGUGGAUCCAUCUUCAGCUGAAUAUGUAAAUCUGACUAUGUUAGUUCCCGAAUCAUUAGCUGGUGGGUUGAUUGGAAGGUGUGGCUCCAAUAUUUCAAGGAUCCGUGCAGAGUCUGGAGCGACAAUUAAGGUACAUGGUGGGAAAGGUGAGCAGAAACAAAGACAAGUCCAUCUUGGUGGUAGUGCACAACAGGUUGCCCUUGCAAAGCAAAGAGUUGAUGAAUAUGUCUAUUCCCAGUUGAUGUUACAAGCUGGUGGUGAGCAGCUCCAGGAUACAAUGCAGCUCCAGCAGUCAAUGCAGCUGCAACAGUCAAUGCAUCUGCAACAACAAAUACCCAACACAUCUGCUACACUGUUGCCAGGAUAUAAUCAUGGUCAUGGACUUUAUAUGAACAGUAACCAAGAAGCUCAAAUGAUGUCAUCAUACCCACAAGCAUACUCAUCAACCACCCCUCAAGCUCCUGCUUACUAUGGUCAGUCUUAUCCAGCUACACAAAUGUAGAGGCAAAAGGGCUUCUCUCUCGUACAGCUUUUCAAUCAGAUGGUUGAUAUACACAAUGUUGACAAUUUCUUGUUGUGUCAUUAUUUCGAUUUCUGAUAUAAGCAUUGGAGAUGGUCGGUUUCGGCCAGGAUGUCUCUUGUUGAUGUUGCGACAUAGUUUGCAUGAGUUCACUUAAUUCGUGGGAUAUUGAUGGAAAAGUUGAUGCUUAAAGUUUUAUGGUCAGCGAAUCUAGUAUGUGCCUCUGGGAGCGGCAGAUCUACUGAAGGGAGCUUAUAAUAUCAGUUGCAUUGAAGGUAUAAGCACAGCCCUCUGGAUCUUCUGCCCCUUUGUUCUCCUCUGCUUCCACCCUGCCCGGCCCUGCUCCUUGAAAAAGCUCCCAAACCCCGCCCUGGUUUACCUUUGCUGCUUGAUUUUCAUUUACCUCUGUUGUUUCCAUCAGAACAGAAACAGGGAUGUGAGAGUAUGCAUUGCACGUCAGCCGCGGUCACCUCCCAUUGAACUGAUUUCUGAAGAACUUUAAAAAAGCACUUUGUGCGAAUGAUUUAGAAAUGAGAUGAUCGGGAGUGAUGGAUGAGGGAGGGCCGAUGGAGAAGCAGAGCUCGGGACAAUGGGCUGUAGCAGCAAAAAAGAUUGACCCUAGUUCAUCGGUUCAAUUAUUUCCUUUUGGCUCUCAAACCAUUCAAAUCCCAUCACCCCACUUGCUUCUCCCUACCCCUGCCAUAGAGCGUUCCCUACGCCCCACCCCGCCCAGCCCCAUCAUGCAUAUCAUUCCCCUAAUCCUGCGCAGUAUUGUCUCCCUGUGUAUGUCUCUCGAAAGAUACACUGUCAUAUCUUUGACUCAUUUAUCUUUGAUAUUUGUUGGUAGAAGCUGAUUGACACAUUGCGAGUUGAUCUCUUACAAAACAGGAGUGGUGUCUAUGUUAA